Molecule: messenger RNA, 351 nt
Organism: Maudiozyma barnettii
Lineage: Eukaryota; Fungi; Ascomycota; Saccharomycetes; Saccharomycetales; Saccharomycetaceae
Gene: SOH1
Product: mediator complex subunit SOH1
Exons: 1
Coding region: 1-351 (116 amino acids)
Biological process (GO): regulation of transcription by RNA polymerase II
Cellular component (GO): core mediator complex; mediator complex
Molecular function (GO): transcription coregulator activity
Source: RefSeq, a predicted model, not a curated record
AUGGAGGAUCUACCUACGAGGUUUGAAGUGGAGCUGGAGUUCGUUCAAUCCUUGGCAAAUAUUCAAUAUGUUACAUACUUGGCCACUCAACAGAAUAAUAUCUUUAAAGAUAUUAAAUUCAAAAAUUAUUUAAAAUAUUUGGAAUAUUGGUCAAGGCCGCCAUAUUCUCAAUGUAUCGUUUACCCGAAUUGCUUGUUUAUAUUGAAACUAAUCAAUAAAUUUUUAGACACUCACGCAACGAUAUCAUUAGAUGAUCCAAAUCAAUUAGAUAAUAUAGACGAUUUGCCAAAAUUCUUACAAUUACAUGGUGCCGAACUAAUGAAUGAAAUGGUUAAUAGAUGGAAUACAUAA